Messenger RNA from Sander lucioperca (pikeperch), 5029 nucleotides. RefSeq names its product catenin (cadherin-associated protein), delta 1 (gene ctnnd1). The coding region runs from base 149 to 3016 and encodes 955 amino acids. NCBI's taxonomy places the organism in Eukaryota, Metazoa, Chordata, Actinopteri, Perciformes, Percidae. Gene Ontology annotation, biological process: cell-cell adhesion; cell-cell junction assembly. The transcript has 23 exons. Gene Ontology annotation, cellular component: adherens junction; plasma membrane; nucleus. Gene Ontology annotation, molecular function: cadherin binding. The record is from RefSeq and is a predicted model, not a curated record.
CCAGCGGAGAGGAAGAGCCGAGACAAGUGAACACACAAGCCAAGCCAAGGCAAGGAAGAUAGGCGAUUGCAUAGUCUCUGGUGUUGACCGUGUCCUGUCCUGUCCUGUCCUGUGCUGUCCUGUCCUGUGCUCUGCUCUCAGCGUGUGAAUGGAGCAGUGUGCGAGUACGGCCUCCCUGCUGGCCUCGGUGCGGGAGCAGGAGAGGCAGUUUGAGAUGCUGAGCCGAGCUCUGGAGGAGGAGCGGAGGUCGUGUGCUGGCACCCUGCCCCGCCCCCUCCCCAACAUGCAGAACGGCCGCAUUCCUUGUGAUGCAGACAUAGAGAGGCUGACACUGAACGAGGGUUACAUCAACGGGACACAUCAUUUCAGGAUGGAGCCUGGUCAGGUGGUGCAGGAAACAUACACGGUGGAGGAAGAUCCCCAGGAGGUGCCACCUGUUGUCUCUGUGGAGACCAAUGAAGAUGGGACCACGCGGCGCACAGAAACCACGGUAAAGAAAGUAGUAAAGACCACCACCACUCGCACAGUCAUUCCCUCCGUGUCGGACACGCUUUCCCUGGAUGGUGGGGGCUCAGUGACGGGUAUGGGGGGCUACCCUGCGCCCAUGGUCUACAGACAGGGACCUGGCGGUGGCAUGCCCAUGGACUACCCCACUCACACUGUGCCCCGCAACUACCACUACGGACCGCCAGGGGGCUACGACGACUACCGCACUGGACCCCCAUCUGAGGCCUACACAAGCCUUAGCAGGGGAGCUCGCAUGGAUGAUCGCUACAGACCGAUCCAUCCAGAUGGUUACAGAACUCUGGAUCCAAGCUACAGAGCCCCCAGCAGGAACCAGCUGGACCACUACGCUGCUCAGCCACAGGUUGGGCGUAUGGGCAGUGCCAUGGAGCUGUCCUCUAUUCCGAGGUUUGUCCCAGAGCCAUACGGUCUGGAGGAUGAUCAGCGCAGCAUGGGCUACGAUGAGCCCGACUAUGGCAUGGGACACCCGAUGCACUACAGCACCGUACCCCGCAACCACAACGCGUAUUCCCAUGGGCCCCCACGCAGGGCUGGGAGUUACGAGGGCACCUUGGAUGGCGACAUGAGUGGCCCAGGGGACAUGUACUACUGGGGAGGAGCGCCACUGGCCCAGGGUGAAAGAGGUAGCAUGGCUUCAUUGGACAGCACUCUAAGGAAAGCUCCCGGCCCCGGCCCUGGCGGCUGGCGUCAGCCAGAGCUGCCCGAGGUCAUUGCCAUGCUGAACUACAGGCUGGACCCCGUCAGGAGCAACGCAGCUGCAUACCUGCAGCAUCUCACCUAUAAAAAUGAUAAAGUGAAAUCUGAUGUGCGUCGACUGAAAGGCAUCCCAGCACUGGUCUCUAUGCUCGACAACCCAAACAAAGAGGUUCACUAUGCAGCCUGCGGAGCAUUAAAGAACAUCUCAUACGGCAAAGAUCAAGACAACAAGAUCGCCAUCAAGAACUGUGACGGAGUGCCAGCUCUGGUCAGGCUGCUGAGGAAGACCCAUGACCAGGACCUCACUGACACCAUCACAGGGACGCUGUGGAACCUGUCGUCGCACGACUCUGUGAAAAUGGAGAUCGUGGACCACGCACUGCACGCCCUCUCCGACGAGGUCAUGGUGCCCCAUUCAGGCUGGGCGCGAGGGAGCAACGGAGCCGGAGGAGGGGACAGCUGCAAGCCCAGGCAUCUGGAGUGGGAGACGGCCCUCACCAACACAGCAGGCUGCCUGAGAAAUGUGAGUUCAGAGCGAAGCGAGGCAAGGAGGAAGCUGAGGGAGUGCACAGGAUUGGUUGAUUCGCUCAUGUACAUUGUCCAAUCCCAGAUUGACUGUAAAGACGUCGACAAUAAGUUGAUAGAGAACAGCAUGUGUCUGCUGAGGAACUUGUCCUAUCAGGUGCACCGUGAAAUCCCCGGCAGUGAGCGCUACCAGGAGGCCGCUCCCCUCAACCAGGGUCCCGCCCCUGCCAGCCAGAAGGGCGGCUGCUUCAGCUCCCGCAAGAGCAAAGAUGAGUGGUUUUCCAAAGGUAGGAAAGAUGAGGAUGCAGCUGCAGACGUAAUAGACAUUCCAAAGAGGACCACACCUGCUAAAGGCUAUGAGCUGUUGUACCAGCCAGAGGUGGUCCGCAUCUACACCUCCCUGCUGAAGGAGUCCAAGAACCCCACCGUGCUGGAAGCCUCGGCUGGAGCCGUUCAGAACCUGUGUGCUGGCCGCUGGACUUAUGGGCGAUACAUCCGCGCCCUGCUGCGGCAGGAGAAGGGUCUACCCAUGAUGACCGAGCUGCUGGCCCACGGCAACGACCGCGUGGUCCGCGCCAUGUCUGGAGCCCUCCGCAACAUGGCCAUUGACGCACGCAACAGAGAUCUACUAGGUAAACAUGCGGUGCCUCACCUGGUGGCCAACCUGCCCGGCGGUGGUCAGAGUCAGCCGGUGCGAGCGCUGUCAGAAGAGACGGUGGUGUCGGUAUUGAGCACGCUCCAUGAGGUGCUGGGCUCCAGCCUGGAAGCAGCAAAGAGCCUCAGGGCCUCACAGGGAAUAGAGAGACUGGUGCUCAUUAACAAGGAUGGCAGUAAUCGUUCUGAGCGGGAGGUGCGCGGGGCCGGCCUGGUGCUGCAGACAGUGUGGGGCUACAAGGAGCUGCGGCGCACUUUGGAGAAGGACGGCUGGAAGAAGACGGACUUCAUGGUCAACCUUAACCCGCCCAGCAACACCACCAGGGCCAACGGAGGAUAUGAGGACAGCACUCUGCCGCUCAUAGACAAAGGCGGCAAAGAGGACCGCGAAAUGAUUCCAAUGAAUGACUUGGGACCAGAUGCCUACUCCACACUUGACCAGAGAGGGAGAAGGAACACCUUUGAUAACACACUCGAACCUGCUGACAGAGAUGCAGUACAGGGAGGGAUGUAUGGGGAGAGGCAGGCCUCUUUGCCUCUAAUGGAUUCUUACGAUGAAAAACUGAUUGUGUGCAUCACAAGACGACAGCCUCCUCCCACCUACUGCCCUUGCUGAACUGACAAUUGGGGACCACUACACUACCGAUGGGACUAAACGCCAUCCUUUAGACUCUACCCUUCUGUCCCUCUUCACUCUUUUGCAGCUUCUCUUCUUCUCUCUUCCCCUUUGUUACAUUCUUCCAUUGCAGCUGACAGACUGAUGAAAACCUGACGUGGACCUACGCUCCCUGUGGACAACCCGGACGAGACACUAUGACCACUUUGUGCUCUGCGAGUCACCGCACUCCGAAACUCUAACCACUCAAUCAGAUACCAUGGCCACAACACUACAUCUCCGCGCUACACUACAACACCACAACACUACAACUUGCCCAGGCAACACUAACUCUCUUCGACGAGACGAGACUGUGGCUUCAUCUGAGAACUUUUUCUAUUUCUUGGAGGUCGGAGCUUAGCCGUAGACUAAUUAAACUAAAUAGAAAGUUGGGAUCAGAACAGGACACUUUAUAGUGAACUUUUACAUAAAUGGCUAAUAUACUCUGUUUCGAAGAAUUCGAGGAAUGUCUUCUUUUUUCUCUCUCUGAUGGUUAAAUGCUACAAAAAAAAAAAAGAAAAAAAAAAAAAAAAAUUUCCUACCACUGAGAACCAAUGUUUUAUGAUCUAAUCCGAUCUGUGUAGAGCUUCUGCUUCUGUGUCGGUCGUGGUUGUUCCUCUUCUUGCUUUGCUCUGUACCACAGUAAUGUACACGUGCCAAAUGACACUGCUACUGCUGCGACUGCCAAUACGGAAUGCAAGAACUGAAUGCAAGAACUUCACCCACUCCACCAAGACUUCUACAGCAGCUACACUGAAAACUCUCAUCUGCUUUGUUUUGUGCGCAGCUUGUGUCUGUGACAGUCCAUCGACAAGAUGCAUGCUGCAUUUUUUUUUUUUUUUUUUGUAUUCGAUUUUGAUCCAUAGAUAUAAAAGGGUGGAGGCCCAGUAUGGAUAUCCCUACAGAUGUAAAUGGAGCAGACAAAUUGUUCUCCAUCUGUUUCUAAAAGUGAUGUUUCUGUUCAAUGUAAGCCCCUUUGUAAUUCUUGGGAGAUAUCACAGGAGUCAUGGGUUGAAUUUACUGAUAUCUGCAGUUCUGUAGUCUUAUGAAUGUGUACAUACAAGACUGUCUCUAACGGCACCUAGGUGGGCUAACUGGAGUGCCUCGCUCUCAUGCAGGAUAGGUCUGAUGGGUGUGCCCAACGCGACAUGGGUAACCAAUCAAGGUGUCUUUUUCUCAGCAGGUUACUAGUUGGGAAUAUUGUAUAUGGAACUCAUCAGUUUUCUAUUCUGCAAAAAUAAUGUAAUAUGUGACGGGUUGAUUCUUGUUACUGCAAUUGUUUUUUUGUAAGGUAUACAACUCGAGUUCUGUAUAAUUUACCUGGCUUUAAGACUACAGAACAGUACAUGGGAGGAGACACAGUAUUGUCUGUUUUUGCCUGCAUUUCUUCUCUUCAGUGCUUGUUCUGUAGAAGAAUGCAUAUUCUUAGUGCUGAGUGAGAUGUAGAUACUUACUGAGUGGAUGAUUAAAAGAAGCACUAGGGGGGUGGGGGGGGGGGGGGGGGUAAAAAUGUGUGGUUCUUUUUUUCAACCUUAUGUUUUCCAUGCCAACUGAAACAUGACAGAGGAUGCCUCGUUUUCUCAAAGUAACAAGAUGCCUUCAAGAGUGGACAGACUUAAAGACCAUAGAGGAGAGCAAGGGUUUAUGUUAGAAAAUCACAGUGUAAGGAGGCAUAGACCAGAAUUUGCUAUUAAAAAAAUAAAAAAGUGGAGAAAAAUUUAAAGCACAUUUAAACUAUAUAUACAAGAGAAUAUUUGUUAAUUUGAAUGGUUUUAUGUAUUUUUUUUUUUUUUUUUUUUUUUUAUAUUGAUUUGGGUUUAAAUGUUUUGGGGUGCUCUUGGUGAAUGCAUAUGCAAUCAGUUUUUUUUUAAGUUUUGAUUGAAAACAUUUAGUUUAUGUCUUAAUUAAAUGCAAAACAAGUUCGCUAAACAAAAUCCUAUAACACACAGUCAUCAGAUACUGGAACACUAAUGG